AUGGAUCUUGAUAGAGUCUUGCUUCUGCUCUCCCUACGAGAAGAUGACAAUUCUCACGAUGAUGAUCUCAUGGACAUCGAUAGCGAGCCUGGUACCCAUGAGCCUUUCAGUAUCGACGGAGAUCGAGAUACCGAAAACAUGGUGAAAAUUUCAAGCAGAGAUAGAAACGAGCAAAGGAAUAAGACGGAAGAAGUAUCUAUGUCAAAUGUUGAUGAGGACAGCGUAUCAGACGAGGUUCAGGAGCGACUGCUUGUCUUAAGUCUACUUAGCCCUACAUCGUUAGGGGCUCAGUAUGCGAUGAACCAGCGAAAAGACAGUCAUGAUGAUCAUGACUUAUCGUUUGAUCUUGCUCAAGAGUCUGCUCUACGAGAAAACCAUAAGACCACCUUCAGCUCGAGAAAAGUGUCGGACUUAUAUCAAAAGCCGUCGUACACUGUGGAGGAGCCAGAGCCAGAAUCAUCUACACCAGGCCUACAUCAGGAAACAACAAAUGUUUAUCGCGGAACCUUUCCCGUGCCCUUUCCCAUGCAUGUCCAUCAUCAUCACUACUACGGUGUAGAUCGGGCAAAGACCACCAGCUAUUAUGCUGUACCAAGCCUGAACGAAUAUGGACACCUUGAACUCAGUGCAAAACCUCAAGCAAUGGAUGUUGAUCAGCAUGUGCUUAGAGCUGAGCCUCAGUUGCACCUCUCAAGGGCACCACCUCAUCGCAUUCGAGAAUUGCCAUUGCCAUGGGACUCAGAGUCCUCUCCGGCGGAAAGAAACGCCUACGUGCUUUCAUCAUACUUGCAACUUGCCGUCAACACCAUCGUGUCUGCCUAUGCAUUACACAUCGUGUGGUCAAUUGUUGCAGCCAUCCGCAAGGACGUGUCCCACAAGCUUUCGCAACACGCCAACAACCUUCUCGUGGAAAUCGCCUCCUGUGAGCGUAGCUACAAGGAAAACAAAUGUCACCCGGACGAAAUCGUGCCGGCGUUAGAAAAAUGGUGUGCUUACUGGGAGCAAUGUAUGAAGCAAGAUCCCGAAAGAGGUGGGAACGUGAGUUCCCUUGGGGCUCAGACAAUUGGAAUGGUUAUUACCUCGCUCAUUGAGCCCUUGAGUUUCAAGACGCUAUCUGUGUUCGCUAGUGCUGUAUUGUUGGUGUAUGUGUAUAACUUUGGCUUCGGAUAUAUACGAGCCAGAACGUAUUACGGGGCUUAG
This is a messenger RNA of Candidozyma auris, 1200 nucleotides long. RefSeq lists its product as uncharacterized. Gene Ontology annotation, biological process: nuclear envelope organization; lipid homeostasis. Bases 1 to 1200 code for a protein of 399 amino acids. Gene Ontology annotation, cellular component: nuclear envelope; nuclear membrane. The record is from RefSeq and is a predicted model, not a curated record. NCBI's taxonomy places the organism in Eukaryota, Fungi, Ascomycota, Pichiomycetes, Serinales, Metschnikowiaceae. The transcript has a single exon.